UGCUUCUGCAACUCAUCUUCUUCCUCAAUCCCCAACUUAACCAAACCAUACAGCCAUGAAGGAUCUCAUACGUUGCUUCAUCUCCUGCUUCCUUCCUUGCGGCGCUCUCGAUGUAAUCCGCAUUGUCCACUCCAGCGGCCGCGUCGAAGAGAUCAGUGGCCGCUCCCUCGUCUUUGUCGCCGACAUAAUGGAAGCACAUCCCAAUCACGUUCUACGAAAGCUGCCAUCUCCGUCGAGUUCCGCCGACGUCUACGACAGCUCGUCGGCGCCAUGCCGGGCGGUGACUUUACCGCUCAACGCUGAACUGAAACGUGGGAAGAUAUACUUUCUGAUGCCAGUGUCAGGGGAGAAGACGGCGGCGAGGGUGGGGGGGCAGAAGAGGCGGAGAAGAGAAAGAUGCUUGCCGGAGAACCUUAAGGUGACGCAGAGAGUGAGGAGGAAGGGAAAGGAGGCGGUUUGGAGGCCGAGGCUUGAGAGUAUCUCGGAAUUCUGCGCUGAUCUGUAGAAGUCCUUUUUGCUUUUCGUUUUAUUGAUGUUAAUUAGUGUGAUUUUGUCCAGUUUAUGAUCCUGUAAGUACUGGGAGACAAAACGGUUUGGAAUUAUUAUAAGAAUUAUAACCAGAGAGGCAUAAUUUUAAAAAUUAGGAUUUUCUAAGGAAUUUUAGAACACAGGAUGAAGCGCUGAAAUCAAUGAAGA
Phalaenopsis equestris is the source of this 696-nucleotide messenger RNA. RefSeq lists its product as uncharacterized. The record is from RefSeq and is a predicted model, not a curated record. The coding region runs from base 56 to 505 and encodes 149 amino acids. Lineage: Eukaryota; Viridiplantae; Streptophyta; Magnoliopsida; Asparagales; Orchidaceae. The transcript has a single exon.